GGACGGAUCAGCUAUGGAGAGCGGUGCACACAACCGUCCAGAUACGUCUGGUCAAUGGCUCAAACUUCAGAGAUCGUGAGGGGAAUAAAGACCUAGACGGUCUUGAAAGAAAAUGAGAUGUUUUCGAUCGUCCGGGGGGGGCGUGACAGCCUUGUCGAUGGUUGGGAAUGGUAACUGAGCAAAGGUGGCUGCUAUUCGCGUUUCGCGGUUCGAAGCGCAACGCUCCCCAGCGGUCGCACUGAGAUGCUCAACGCUCCCCAAUAUUGCGCGAGACUUCAAAUUGUGUCGCUGCAGCUCAGUAUGUCUGUCUUGCUUGCUCGUUCUUCAUGCAUCAAGCCUGUGGAGUUUUCCUCGCCGGCCAUUUUUGUUUGCUGCUUCGCCCAUCAUGGCACCUUCCUCUGCGCGCACCCCGAACUUCUCACGACCGCUGCCCUCUCCUUACUCAACAGGUGCUCCUCCUACACCGUACAGAGGUUCAAGUCGAGGAGAUGUUAUGAAAGAGCUUCCACCGAGCGGGACAAUGGCAAAUGCACCCAUGGAGAGCCUGACAAAGGAACUGACCCCCAGCAAAGGCCCGUUUGACACAGCGGCGACCAUAAGCCCACAUUCACUUUUGGACAAACUGGCAGAGUCUCCACGAGGGAACCGCGUUGGGAUCGCGACCUCUCCUGGGGUGCGGCAUGGCCGAAAGCUCUCUAAAUUUUCCUUCAAAACUGAGGCUGAUUCCAAUCUUGCCCAUCUUCUUGUCGACGUCGGCGGCUUCGACAAGCCCAUCGUCAAUUUCCGUCCUCAACUCUGGCGCCAUCUGGACAAAGAUCGCCCAAUCCUCAACCUCGACCUGUUCUGGCCGAUCAAGUUGGAUGAGAUCAACGAUGAUGAAGAGGACGAGAACAGCGACGGCGACUCCAAGGGCAUUUUCCCAUUCAAAGACCUGAAGCCUCUACAGAUCUUCCACAAUCUCCACUACCUCCAGUUGAACGGCAUGAUGCGAUCCUAUCAACCCAUCAUCUGGGCCACUUGUUGGGUGAACAAGAACCUCACCAAGCUUCGCCUUGAAAUGGCCCUCGAACCAGAAAUGAAUGAAGACACCAAGCAAAUGUACCGCAAGAUCGACGAGACAUGGUCCUAUAACGGCACCUCCGACCAACAAGUCGAAGCCGAAUACCUAGGCUCUCACGGCAAGGGCAUUCUGCACCAAGAAUUCGGCGACGGAGAGUACCUCGACCAGCAAGCCAUGAAGCAAGCCCAGAUCGACGUGGUUGAGACCCUUCCUCUCGAGAACAUGCGCUACCUUCCCAUAAGCCAUCUCACCCUGAUGAACUUCGCCGUCGACGCUGGCCCGUUCUUCCGCUGGUUCGACCCCAAGAAACUGGUCGAGGUCAACUUCCUCGGACAGUGCAUCGACACCGGCUUCUACUUGCCCGACGACAUGCAGUCCCUCGUCAAAGUCAGCGGCCCCAAGCCCAAGCCACGCCCGCAACCCAUGAUCGCCAGGGUCGUCAAGCCAGGAGAGGUCAAGCUGGUGACGUUGAAGGGCGGGAAGGUGGUUCCCGACGAACCAAGCGGGAGUGGCAAUGCGGCCGGAAAGGGCGUCAAGACCAAGCUGAGCCAGAUGAUUCGCUUGGGCAAGAAAGACUCCAAGGAUACAAAGGAGUCAAGCAAGGAGACUGCGCAGCUAGAGCGCAAUAUGGCCAACAUGGGCCUUUAAACGGGUGGAGAGAAUCGCCCUGGAACGAGAGACAUGAGCAAAUGAAGCAAUGAGCUGUACAAACAAUGAAACAUUGGAGCCGGCGUAAGCCGAACGCUCAAAAAAAUGAAAUGCAGUUAAAC
Molecule: messenger RNA, 1830 nt
Organism: Cladophialophora immunda
Lineage: Eukaryota; Fungi; Ascomycota; Eurotiomycetes; Chaetothyriales; Herpotrichiellaceae
Exons: 2
Coding region: 386-1708 (440 amino acids)
Source: RefSeq, a predicted model, not a curated record